This is a messenger RNA of Durusdinium trenchii, 1479 nucleotides long. The record is from the annotation of a GenBank genome assembly. Lineage: Eukaryota; Dinophyceae; Suessiales; Symbiodiniaceae.
UUGUGAGGGAGACUUCUAGUUUCAAAACCUCUCAUGUGACUCAUGUGAGUUUUCGAUGAGUCCUGGGCAACAUUCCAUGACCGCGGUGACCACGAUGGAUUUGAAAGAGAGGGCUUUGUCGGAAGCGCCCCGACUAGCAUCAAAGUUGGAGGGGGUCAAAGAGCUGUACACCAAAGAAGUUUUGUCUUCUCCUGAUGUCUGUGUGGCCUACAUUCUUAUAACACUUGCGCUUCGGCAUGGCCCGGACCGUGCUGUGGCGGGCACUCGCGAAAAGGAAAAGAACAAGGUUGGCAAAGGACAUGUUGAUGUGCCCGAAGAAGAGCCUUACUACUCAGCCAGGCUUAGCCACCUCGAGGUUCAGCGUGUUCUUGGACAUGAUGUGAUUAGUGAUCGCGCCCUUUCUCGGCUUGAGUUGAACAGAGAUUCAACUAUCCACGAUUUCUGGCUGAAAGCCCGGUGUUGCAAGGUUCCAGACUAUGCAUCUGCGUGCUUGGAUGCCUUCUAUGCAGGAUUGCGACCUUUGCGGCUCAUGUUUCGAAUCCCUGAUCCAACUGAACUCCUUGCCAUGCAGGCUGAAGGGGCAAGAUGUGUAAGCGCUUUGGCAUCACCCAAGCUGUUGACCCAGGUGUUUGGUCACCGGGAUUGCUUGGAGAUGCUGUUGCAUGAUCUAGCACACAUGGAGAAGUUUGUGGAAGCGGGACGGUUUUGGCAACAAGUUGGCUUCUUUGUGUUUCUCCAAGCCAGUGUUGCACCUUUUCACAUUCAGCAACGACAAGCUCUUGGCAGAAGAUGGGAGCUGUCUUGGAACUACGUAUCGUCAGACAUGAAUGCAGUCGCAAAUCAUAUGCUGAUGACUCUGAAGUCCCAGCUCAUGGUUGCGAUGGCACGGAGAACUUGGCUGGAUGCUGGGUUUCCAGAUGACGCCAAAGCUGAUGAUGAGCUUUCGGCUGUUAAGUCCGAUGUUUAUCCUCGUGCAAGCAUGUCGGAAUGGAAACCUUCUUUGGCUGGUUGCGGGUUGCUGGAUCAAUUUGAGGAGACUUUUCAAGAAGCAUGGCGGGGUGUGCUUUGUGCACAUGUGAGAUAUGUCAUGGAGAACUUUCAUGACGUGUUCGGAGCAGAUGAUCAUGCAGAAGGUUUGUUCUCUCCUUCCUUGUCGGACAGCUCAUUUGCUUCAUGGCCACGCCCAUCUGCAGCCCACUUCAUAAGGGCUGCCACUUGCAGCGAUCCUUUAGCAGCAGACAAGGCAGCCAUUAUUGCACACUUUGAUGAGCUUGGCCGCAGAUCGUGUCAAAAUGGUUCGCAGCAUGCCGUGGGGAAGGAGUUCGUUUCUUGUAGAGAAUUGUCGAACAUGAGUCAUGAGAUUCAGAAAUGGACUCAGAGGGCUCUGAUCAGGUGAACAAGAACCGACAAUGUGCGGGGAGAUUGCUCAAGAAGAUGCUAUGAAGGAAGCUGUGCUUUGCAAUUGUUGAGGCGGAAGAG